Messenger RNA from Saccoglossus kowalevskii, 5371 nucleotides. RefSeq lists its product as uncharacterized. The record is from RefSeq and is a predicted model, not a curated record. NCBI's taxonomy places the organism in Eukaryota, Metazoa, Hemichordata, Enteropneusta, Harrimaniidae. Gene Ontology annotation, molecular function: protein binding.
GAGUAUAUUGUGUCAUGCUUACUGUUGAUGACGUAGCGGGUAACCAUAAUAGAGCCAGACGAUUCCUAAUAUUUGAUGAUGUCAACGGAGUUAAUACAACAGACCAGUUCCCUAUCUGGGUUGACUCUGCAGCGGAAAAUAGUACCCACCUUUGGCAAACUGAUCUUCAAGACCCCAGUAAUACUGGGCCACAGGUAGUAAUGCAAUGGCCAGGACACUUCUAUAACUGGUUCCACAGGGAACAUAAAUUCCUGAAUGCCAUUGAAGAUAAUUCACCUCCAUUGACGUCAGAUUAUGAAGAAGUCACAGGUCAACCUCCAACUACCAGAUCACGUGAGGCAAUACCAAAUAUCAAUGCAGUCGUGCGUUUCGAAGUAAAUUACGGCAUAGACCACCGGGGAGGGCGCAAUAUCACUUCUCCUACUGGUAACUGGCAAGACGUUGAUGAUAUUUUGGUGGAGCAACAGGGAUUCGACAUACCACGCAACGAUGGCGAUUCCAUUCAUUUAUGGGUGAGAGCUACAGACGUGAUGGGCAAUAUAAACCAGGAUGAUGUACUGAUUCACGUGGAUUCAUCGCCACCAGAAAUCCAUGAUAUAUCGUUAAUGAGACAUGGACAGACACAGCUAGCAGUGCACAUUUCUGUUGACCUGUAUGAUAUGAGGGUUGUUUUCCAAACAUAUGACGAUCACAGCGGGUUACAUAACAUACACUGGAAACUAGCAGACAUGGCAGACGGUAAUGUGGUUCAUGGUGAAGGUCAAGUUGCUGUCAGAAGACCAAUAGUUGGCAAUACUACAUGUGACCCUCCGAACUGCGGAUGUAUACAAAAAAACAACGAAUGUUACUAUAGAGAUUAUGCAAUUGAACUUGAUGCCAAUAAAUUAAAUCUAGCAACUGGAAACCACGACCAUGAUUACUUAUUCACCAUCACAGUAACAAACAACGCCAUGCUUGUGGAUGUAAAGACCUUCCAGGUUACGGUUGACACAAGUCCGCCACAUGAGGGCACUGUACAUGAUAGCCGGACAGGAGAAACGGACUUGGACUAUCAACAGGACAUUCAAAUAUUCGCAUCUUGGGAUGGAUUUUUUGACAGAGAAAGUGGGAUACUCUUUUAUGUUUACAUCUUUAGCGAAAGUUGUUCAGAAAUGCAAGAUGGUACAUUUGAUAUUCCAAUAACAGAGCCGGCUAUAAACACAACUUCAACAUAUGCAGAAUGGACCGCCCCAGAUAUAGGAACGUAUCAUUGUACUGUAGUUGCAUAUAAUCGAGCAUUAGAACCAUCAAAUCCAGUUUGUUCUGAUGGUAUCACCAUUGAUACUUCACCACCAACACUCAGUGAAAUUGUCAUAGAUGAUGCUAUUAUAAAAGCUGGUGUGAUCAAGGACGGUGAUGGUUACGUGUGGAUGGUGAAUACUACUAGAUAUCGCCACCAAGUAGUUAAUGUUUCAGACGAAUGCAGAAAUGUAGCAAGGCUUGACAGUGAUAUAGAACUACUGCCUUUAAACCCAUCUGAAGUUAUUGCAAGUACUGAUACGGAAUGCAUAGAUGCUGGACCUUUAUCAACUGUUAUAUAUUACAAUAAAAUAAACCAUUUCUCUUUGAGUUGGCAAGGAGAUGAUCCUGAAAGCGGGAUAUACGACUAUGAAGUUGGUUUAUGUUCCACAUCUUCUGGACUGAGUCCUGACAUACUACCAUUUACCUCCACCAAUUCACACAGGAACUUUCUUACUUACCACCCUAAUUUGGCUGAAGGUUUACAAUUCUAUGUGGUUUUGAAAUCCAUCAACCGAGCAGAGUUGACACAAACAAAGAUUAUUGGACCACUCUUUGUUGAGGUGACACCCCCAGUCUUCACUGGCGACAUUGAUGUUACCUUGGAGACAUAUAGUGAUGUAGGUUACCUUGUGGCUCGUUGGAACCAAGACGAUUUUUAUGACGGGGAAGAUGCCGAGCCUCCGAUACGCUUUGAGUAUGGCGUUGGUACAACUACCCAUGAUACAAACAUAUUAGAUUUCACAAUCUUAGACGACCAUCAUGACAAUGAUCUAUGUGUAUCUGAACGACCACCGUCAUGUGUUUCUAUAUCAGUUGAUAAACUUAAUUGGCAUCUACACGGGGAUCAUUCCUACUACGUAUUCAUCCGCGUAACAAACACUGCUGGGUUAAUCAGUAUUGCAAAGUCAGCAGCUUACAGGCAUGUGGUUGAUCCACCAUCGAAAGGCAUUGUAUGUGAUAUCCUUCCACUAAGUGAAUAUACUGAGUUAUAUGGGGAACCUCAUGACAUAGAUUUCCAGACUUCUACAACAUCACUACAUAUCCGAUGGUCUGGGUUUUCCCAUCCAUAUCUGGAUGUGCGUUAUGAAGCUGCCUUAGGCACGACACCUGGGGAAGAAGAUGUUGUUGGUUUUAAAGCUGCGGAUGUGGGCCAAACAUAUCUUGAUUUUAAUGGACUGAACUUAGAAAAAUUCAAGAAAUACUUCGCUACCGUAAGAGCGUCCAAUGAUGUUGGUAGUGUUACAGUGAGUUCUGAUGGAGUUCGGAUACUUUCAGAUCAAGAUGUGUUGAUGUCAGCAAAGGUUUAUGAUGGAUUGGGAUGCACUGGAGCAGUUUCAGGCUUACCGACAGAACACACGAAUACUGGAACCUUCAGUCACCAUAGUAACGAUGGACGUCAUGUUUGCCAGGAAGAUCUUGAAUUUCAGGCAUCAAUGUCUUCACUUACCUCAUACUGGAACAUAUCAGGUGAUAUAAGUGAUUACAUUACAGAUGUUCAUUGGGGAGUGCAGAGACUUGAACGUACAAAUGGAUCUGAUGUAUGGGACUUUGUGAAAGACUUUGAAAACCUUGGUAUGGCUUACACUGCUCACACGGCUAUGCAACUUCAUCCCGGUGACAUUUAUCGUUCUAUCGUGAAAUUCUGCUACACUGUCGGGUGUUUUCAACCAGUCACCAGUGAUGGCGUCACCAUUCUGCCAUAUCCACCAUCAUCUGAAGGCAUCUCAUAUGUCAAGUAUUACAAUGAGACAGAUGAAUUGGAGUUCUCAUGGCGCAGUUUUGGACACAAUCUACAGAUGACCGGUCGUGACGUUAUUGAAUACAUUGAUUAUUAUGAGUGGACAAUAACUAUCAAAACCAACAGUCGUCAUGGUGAUGCCUUGUUUGUUUGGCAGUUAUUAGAAGACCCUGUCCAUGUAGGGGACGAGAUGACUUAUAGAGCAUCACUUGAUCACAGCUUACAAUUCACUGAGUGUUUACAAAUUGGUCUCCGUGGUUACACUAAAGCUGGUCUCUACACCACUGUAUAUAAAGACAUAUACGACUGUGAUGCAUACAAUCCUGUACUGAUUGUACCGAAUAUAGUGAUAGAUGCCUCUGGUAGUUGGGAUGAAAAGAGUAAUGAUAAUGGGGAUAUAUUUCUUGAAAUAAACGCCCACUGGAACCAGCCUGAUGCUGAAUAUACUCGGGCCACACAUAAACUCGCGGCAGUAUGGCCUACUCUACGAUAUAAUCAGUAUGACUGGAAGGUUAUAUCUGAUGACAGCGUUCAACGCUGGGCGUAUUUGACAUCUAACGAUGGACAUAUUACAUAUGAGGAGUAUGACUGUAGCUCACCAGAAGUGAUGGCCUGUGGAAGUACAAAUGAAAACUUUAUCAACAUUCACGAUCUACCAUUAGUUCAUGGCCAAAGAUAUUAUGUAUGCAUAUAUUCAAAUGCCACAAAGAAGGUAUAUGAAUAUGUAGAAGUGUUACUACCAGAGAUAUCAGUGUGUUCUGAUGGCAUCACCGUUGACCAAAGCCCACCUUUACAAGGCAAUGUAUGGAUUGGAUGGAGAGAACAACAUUACCAAUCAGCUAUAUCUGAACUUGUUGUUAACUGGCAGUCAUUUGUUGACGUAGAAGAGGAAGGCCGUACCACUCAUCAUUCAGGAAUUCGAAAAUACGAAUACGCUAUUGGGUCUUCACCAGAUGGAGUGGAUGUACAGGACUUCAUAGAUGUUGGAAUUACAAACAGAGCUGUGGCUCAUGGUUUAGAUUUACAGGAUGGAUAUACAUAUUACGCUACCAUAAAAGCAACCGAUUUUGUGGGCCUCACCACUAUAUCUGUAUCACCCGGAGUCACCAUAGAUACAACGCCACCACAGAAGACAGAUGUGAAAAUCAACAUUGGCGGGUCUUUCCAUGUUUCAACUUCAUCUGUCAGUGCUAGUUGGCGAGGACUGUUUGUUGAUUUAGAAAGUGGUAUUUCUACAUAUGAAUGGGCAGUUGGGUCACUCCCAGGUUUUGCAGAUAUUAUGCCGUUUACUGUUAUUAACUCCGAAGAAGGAACAUCGGAUGAAAACAUUGACCUUGAAUUAAAAGAAGGCCAUGCGUAUUAUGUUUCAGUUAAGGCAUACAAUGGAGCUGGAAUGUCAACCAUGGCAACAUCAUGGGCCACUAUUGUUGAUGCGUCACCCCCAAUUGCUGGUUAUGUUUAUGAUGGAACUGUUUCUGCUGAUCAAAUUGACCUUGAUGUUCAGACGGAUCUGAGCAGCUUAACGGCAAGGUGGACUGGUUUUAGUGAUCCACAUACUGGUAUUGCUACAUAUACAUGGGCAAUUGGUACAUGCAAAGUUUGUGAUGAUACAAGGGGAGAACAGUAUGUUGGUGUAGUAACUGAGAUGACAGCAGAUAACCUAAAUUUGAAACCUGGUUUCACGUAUUAUACGACCGUUAUAGCUUGCAAUGCUGCCAAGUUAUGUACAACAGUGACGUCAGACGGUGUCCUGAUAGAUAACUCUCCCCCAGUCCGAGGCGCAGUGCAUGACGGGAUUAGUGGUCCUGACAUUGCAUAUCAAACAUCAAGAUCAACAAUGGCUGCACACUGGUACGGAUUCCAUGACCCACAGUCACAGAUAUCCCAUUACGAAUGGAGAGCAGGAACCACUGUUGGAGGAGAGGAAAUUGUACCACCAACGACGCUGCAUUUAACAGAGAAAGUGUUUAUUUCCCAAAUGUCACAAGAUUUGCCCCUAAACACUGUGAUAUAUGUAACGGUGAGGGCGUACAACAAAGCAGGUGUGUUUUACGUGUAUGGCGUUCUGCGAAAGUAGUAUUACACAUUUACUGUAAUCAAAUAGUACGUAAUAGCAAUACAUAUACAAUACUCUCAGAUAUAAGUGACCACUUUCCCAUUUGUUCUAUAUACGAAAAUUUACAUCAUCAUUUCAAUCAAGGCAAGAUAUUUUACAAAUGUGACUUCUCAAAUUAUAACCGUGACAAAUUUGUUUCCGAUUUGAACAAUACAUGUUGGCAGCCAAUUUAUAAUUGUGAUGAACCAAAUCGGGCACUCAAGAUUUUCUGUGAUGCUUUCAGUGCUAUUGCAUCA